This is a messenger RNA of Megalops cyprinoides (Indo-Pacific tarpon), 3107 nucleotides long. RefSeq names its product acid-sensing (proton-gated) ion channel 1b (gene asic1b). Gene Ontology annotation, cellular component: membrane. The coding region runs from base 693 to 2261 and encodes 522 amino acids. Lineage: Eukaryota; Metazoa; Chordata; Actinopteri; Elopiformes; Megalopidae. The transcript is spliced from 12 exons. Gene Ontology annotation, biological process: sodium ion transmembrane transport. The record is from RefSeq and is a predicted model, not a curated record.
GCAGGCGAGGCAAAAGAGCAGCUUUCCUCUCCCCAGUAGAUACCUUUUAAGUCUCUGGGUUGGUUUCAUCUCGACCUCGGCCGCGAUUCUUACAGCCACCGACAUUGCGAUUACAGACGCAUACAAGAUUAGGACCUGCUAUCAGAACAGCUCCAAGUUGACCAGAUAAUCGCGGUUUUUUGGAGCAUGACUCCAAACCCAUCCACCCCCUUUUAAAAGCACAUACUCUAUUUCCUCUGUCGCUGGAAUUGAAGUAGGCGGAAAUUCCGCCGAAUUAGGGGGAACUUAGUAGCGUCCGUUUUUCUCGGUACCCGUGGAUGCUCCCAGUGUAUUGUUUUGCCGUAUUGUGCUUGGAUUAUAGCUUUCCUGUGACUAUGUACAAUAUCAAUAUCUUUCAAGCGUCGUAGUGGACAAUUCGAAUUGCCUGCCGUCCACAACACAGAGCUACGUGUCGCUGCUUUGUUGUUACGGUCUUAAAUCAUCAAGAGGUGGAAUUCGAGAGUCAGAAUGCAGACCUAACAUCAUAACUGCUUUCGCUCCGGUGACUCCCCCAGUUGAAGCGCUGCACUUUGCCAUGCGAUUCAAGUUUGAUCAAUUACCGGCAAAGGAGGACAACGACUUCAACUUAUUUUAACGGCUUCUUUCCGUUCAUCUCUUUUUGCACAGCUGUUUGUGGGAAGGCACUGGUCAUCAUGGACCUCAAAGUAGAAUCAGAGGAGAUGGACUGCAACCGACCGGUGCCCAUUGAAGUUUUCGCGAGCAGAUCCACCCUGCACGGCAUCUCGCAUAUGUUCACUUAUGAGCGGAUCUGCAUUAGGCGCUGUCUGUGGAUUUUGUUCUUUCUGGGCUCGGUUACUUUCCUGGUGUGCACGUGUGUAGACCGCAUACAGUUUUACUUUGCGUACCCGCAUGUCACCAAACUGGACGAGGUGUCAGCGCCAGCAAUACUCUUCCCAGUUGUUACCUUCUGCAACCUGAACUCCUUCCGCUUCAGCCGGGUGACGCGCAAUGACUUGUACCACGCUGGAGAGCUGCUGGCCCUGCUUAACCGAAGGUACGAGAUUCGGGACACACACCUGGUGGAGGACAGCGUUCUGGAAACCCUGAAGGUCAAGGCCGACUUCCACAACUUCAAGCCCCGCCCCUUCAAUAUGCGCGAGUUCUACGACCGCACCGGGCAUGACAUCAAGGACAUGCUCCUGUCCUGUCAUUUCCGCGGGAUGGAGUGCAGUGCAGAAGACUUCACAGUGAUCUUCACCCGGUAUGGGAAGUGCUACACCUUUAACUCGGGGCAAGAUGGCCGCCCGCUACUGGUCACCAUGAAGGGUGGGACAGGGAACGGGCUGGAGAUUAUGCUGGACAUCCAGCAAGAUGAGUACCUGCCAGUUUGGGGAGAGACAGAUGAGACGUCAUUUGAAGCUGGGAUCAAAGUUCAGAUCCACAGCCAGGACGAGCCACCGUUUAUUGACCAGCUUGGCUUUGGGGUGGCACCAGGAUUCCAGACAUUUGUGUCCUGCCAGGAGCAGCGGCUGAUGUACUUGCCACCACCCUGGGGGGACUGCAAGGCCACGCCCAUGGACUCUGAGUUCUUCAGUACCUACAGCAUCACAGCCUGUCGCAUUGACUGCGAAACACGUUACCUGGUGGAGAACUGCAACUGCCGAAUGGUGCACAUGCCUGGAGAUGCUCCAUACUGCACCCCAGAACAGUACAAAGAGUGUGCCGAUCCUGCUCUGGACUUCCUGGUGGAGAAAGACAAUGAUUAUUGUGUGUGUGAGACUCCGUGUAACAUGACUCGCUAUGGGAAAGAGUUGUCCUUCGUUAGGAUCCCUAGCAAGGCCUCCGCCAAGUACCUGGCCAAGAAGUUCAACAAGUCUGAGCAAUACAUUGCGGAUAAUAUCCUUGUGCUGGAUAUCUUCUUUGAGGCCUUGAACUACGAGACCAUUGAGCAGAAGAAAGCCUAUGAGCUGGCUGGCCUGUUAGGUGACAUUGGUGGUCAGAUGGGGCUGUUUAUAGGAGCCAGUCUCCUAACCAUUCUGGAGCUCUUUGACUAUCUGUAUGAGGUGAUCAAGUACAAGCUGUGCCGGUGCUCAAGGAAGAAAGGCAAGCGCAGCAACAACAAUGACCGCGGUGCAGUGCUAAGCCUGGACGAUGUGAAACGUCACGCACCCUGUGAGAAUCUCCGUGCUCCAUCCACGUACCCAGCCAAUAUGCUACCUCAUCACCCAGGGCAGGGCAACUUUGAGGACUUCACCUGCUGAGCCAAUCACAAUGGAGCAAGAAGGCGGAGCCUUGUAGUAUGCUACCAAAGUCAACACCUUCAACAGGAACUUUCAACAAGGAAAUUAUGGAAUUCAAGCAGAUUUUAACGGGGGAAAUAGAUUUUUUCUACUUUCAAUGGGAAACAAAUCAUCCACCACAACAAUGAAAAAGCCCCAACUAAAGUCAAGUAGAAGCAGAAAAUAUGAAACACAAAUCAGAACCCUAACCUUUUAAAGGAGUAACAUUUACAGGAAUUAAUGACACUGCCUCAGAAGAGAUGCCUCUCGAAGCCUGGCAGAUUUGGAGCUCUGUGUCUUGAAGACAGAAAUUGAAAUUUACCAUCGAAUGGACACUGUCCCAGCGCGAGAGUCUUUCAUACCAAGCUCCAUGCCUUUAUUGCAGCAACACAAACUUUCCAGGGAAGACUGGCUCAUUUGGAUGGUACAGUAGAAAAUUGUAGUGCUUACUCCGCUGUACAUGUAGCAGUAUUUGUAACUGCUGCCGUCCUCCACAGGGCUGCAGCAGGACUCAGUGUAUUUCUUAUCAGAAUGUAUCUUCCCAAUGGGUUAAAACAGCAGAAAGGGAAAUUCCAAGGUUAGCGGGUGAUGAGGGUGGGGGGUUAGGCUUAGAGACUUCCACCAUUUAGGGAACUGAGGUUUAGUUAGAUGUGUGGUGAAAUUCUUCAGGUCUCAUCUGGCAAAUGCAUGCUUGUAUUCGUCCUCUAGUGCACGUGCAUUUUUAUUUUCCUUUUUUAUUGCCACGUUUGCCUCAAUUACAUAUGGCCUGGAGUUUUGAAAGGGAAAUGUGACUUAACUUUGUCUCUGUUUUAGAAUGUUUCUUUUUUA